This is a messenger RNA of Habropoda laboriosa, 1353 nucleotides long. It is a transcript of the gene Ilk, whose product is annotated as integrin-linked protein kinase homolog pat-4. Gene Ontology annotation, biological process: integrin-mediated signaling pathway; substrate adhesion-dependent cell spreading; cell-matrix adhesion. The transcript is spliced from 7 exons. Gene Ontology annotation, cellular component: focal adhesion; stress fiber. The record is from RefSeq and is a predicted model, not a curated record. Bases 1 to 1350 code for a protein of 449 amino acids. Lineage: Eukaryota; Metazoa; Arthropoda; Insecta; Hymenoptera; Apidae. Gene Ontology annotation, molecular function: protein kinase activity; protein binding; ATP binding.
AUGGAAGAUAUUUUUCAAUGGUGUCGUGAAGGAAAUGCUAUGCAAGUGCGUGUUUGGCUGGAUGACACUGAACAUGACAUGAACCAAGGUGAUGAUCAUGGAUUCAGUCCUCUUCACUGGUGCUGCAAAGAGGGACAUUUAAAAUUGGCAGAGUUGCUAGUUACCAGAGGAGCCCGCAUUAAUGCUACUAACAGAGGAGAUGAUACUCCUCUUCAUCUUGCUUCUGCACAUGGACAUAAGGAAAUAGUCCAAUUGUUACUUAGGAAUCGUGCUGAUGUUAAUGUCACAAAUGAGCAUGGUAACACUGCCCUGCACUAUGCAUGUUUUUGGGGACAUCAAGCAGUUGCUGAAGAGUUAGUAGCUGCUGGUGCUCUUGUAUCUAUUGCAAACAAAGAUGGUGACACUCCUUUAGAUAAAGCAAGAGGUCUUCUGGCUAAGAGAUUACACGACUUGGCAGUAGAAAAUGGACAAGAUUUAAAGAAAAUUCAAUUUAAGGACCAAAGUUGGCUAGGUCUAAAAACUAGAAGCCGUGAUGCAACAUUGUCAAGGCAUAAAGGAAUAAACAUGACAGAUUUAUCUUUACGCAUUCAUUUAGCUAGUACACCGAGUGGUGAAACUUGGCGAGGAUAUUGGCAAAAUAAUGACAUCGUCGCAAAAAUUUUGAAUAUACGCGAAUGUACGGCCCGAAUAUCAAGAGAUUUUAAUGAAGAAUUUCCAAAAUUAAGAAUUUUUUCACAUCCUAAUGUGCUGCCCGUUCUUGGUUGUGUCAAUCAACCACCGCAAUUGGCGACUGUAUCACAAUAUAUGGCGCGUGGUAGUUUACAUAGGCUUUUACAUGGAGGAACAGGCGUUGUUGUUGAUACUGCACGUGCACUUAUACUUGCUCUUGAUGUUGCCAGAGCUAUGGCAUUUCUUCACGGUCUCGAAAGACAAAACAGAUGUAGAUUUCAUCUCAAUAGUAAACAUAUUAUGAUUGACGAAGAUUUGACUGCUCGUGUAAACAUGGCGGAUUCGAAAUUUUCGUUCCAAGAAGUAGGUCGCAUUUACGAACCAGCGUGGAUGUCUCCAGAAGCUUUGAAUAAACGUCCAGCUGAUAUUAAUCUCGAGGCCAGUGAUAUGUGGAGCUUCGCUGUUUUGCUGUGGGAACUUGCAACCAGAGAAGUUCCAUUUGCAGAUCUUUCACCAAUGGAGUGUGGCAUGAAAAUCGCAUUGGAAGAUUUACGUGUUAGUAUACCACCGGGAAUUUCACCGCAUCUUGCUAAGCUUAUUAGAAUUUGUAUGAACGAAGAUCCAGGAAAACGUCCAUCUUUCGACAUGGUCGUCCCUAUACUGGACAAAAUGAAACGUUAACUU